Molecule: messenger RNA, 5848 nt
Organism: Poecilia reticulata (guppy)
Lineage: Eukaryota; Metazoa; Chordata; Actinopteri; Cyprinodontiformes; Poeciliidae
Gene: ocrl
Product: OCRL inositol polyphosphate-5-phosphatase
Biological process (GO): phosphatidylinositol dephosphorylation; signal transduction
Cellular component (GO): membrane; cytoplasm
Molecular function (GO): phosphatidylinositol-4,5-bisphosphate 5-phosphatase activity; inositol phosphate phosphatase activity
Source: RefSeq, a predicted model, not a curated record
CUGGAAGAUGAAGUCCGUCCGUGUUGACGAAGGUGGGUGGAGGAGGGAGCCCACAUAGCGAUCUCUUUACUAGAGGAGCUGCGGCGUUUCUGCUCCUAACUGUCUGCUCACGCUAUGUUGCCCCACCGGUUGGCCUCCUGACACCGAGCGGGACGUGAAGAAAGCGGGAUAACAUAAGCUUACGUGACAGAGUUAUGGACGCUAAUCGAGAUUUGUGGAGCUCUGCGGCUUGUUGAAACAUUUGAGACUCCCUCCAGCUGCUGCUAGCAUUAGCUGCUGAAAACAAACAGCUGCCCGGAAGGAGGCCGCCGCGGCGCCGGGUUGGGAUUUAACUUUCCUCGCCCCGACAUUCCUGCCGAUUCCACACAAAGCCAACCGCGAAGGGGUAUUUAUGUGUUCCGGGUAAGAAUGGAGUCCACUUUGGGGAUAUCCAACGAGGAAUGCUUGGCAACUGUGAAAGGUCAAGAGCUGAGGUCUGGUCAGAAGGAGCCCAGACUGCUGUCUCUAAUUGAACGCAAUGGAGAGUUUAUAUUGGGAGUUUUGGCCACUCCUGAUGCUGUCGUGUCUCGACCAGUGGCCCAGUUAUCCAUACCUGUGAACCAGAAAUUUGAAAUUAUACGAGAAGCUGAAGAGGCUCUCCUGAUUAACUUUUCUGACGAUUCGAGUUUUACAAUACGAAUCAGAGGAGAAAAGCCUCCAGAGCUGAUGCUGGAGCUGCAGGACGAUGAGCGGACCCAGACGUUUUUAACCCAGGUGAAAAGCGCUCAAGAGCAAGUUGCGUCCAAACUAAGUAAACCCAAAGUGAUGGAGCCGCUCACUCCAGCGGCGUAUCGAGGUCCGGUUCCGGUUCCACCACAACGGGCCAUAAAGACCGCCAACAGCAGCGGAGACCACCAGACCAGAACUUGCAUAGCGCCGGUCUCCAACCUCAACAAUGCAGCAGGAAAUCAUAACGCCUCCGAAUAUGGAUUUGGGGAGGGCUUGAAGAACCCUGUUAAAGUGGAGGAGAAGAAGAACCAGCAGAAUCGGAUCGUCGCGUCCAGAGAGCCGCCUCCUGUUCCCACUCUGCCUCCCCGAAAAGCCUCCUUCCCUCCCACCAAUCCUCUUCCUCCGCCUCCAGUCCCAAAAGACUCGGCUGCAGCCUUUCAGGGCCGAGGCACCGCUCUCAUACCGAACACCAAACCAGAUAGUUACAGGCCGACUGAUUACACGGACAGGCCGACGUCCUGGUGCGACAGUCCGACUACCAACAGCAUGCGGCAGGCCAUGCUGUCCAGCGAGGCCGGGCAGAGAGAGUACCUCAUUAAACACCGCCUGGGCAAGAAGGAGAAGGAGUAUGUGGACAUCCAGCCCUUCAGUUUCUUCAUCGGAACGUGGAACGUGAACGGCCAGUCCCCAGACAGCAGCCUGGAGCCCUGGCUCUGCUGCGACCCCGACCCUCCUGACAUUUACGCCGUUGGUUUUCAGGAGUUGGACCUGAGCACUGAGGCGUUUUUCUACCUGGACUCGUCCAAAGAGCAGGUCUGGGUCGAAGCUGUGGAGAGGAGCCUGAACAGAAAAGGCGACUACAAAAGGAUCCGGGUGAUCCGACUUGUUGGGAUGAUGCUCGUGGUCUUUGUCAAGAAGAAACACAAGAAGCACAUCAAGGAAUUGGCUGCAGAGCACGUCGGGACGGGAAUCAUGGGAAAAAUGGGGAACAAAGGAGGCGUCGCUAUCAGGUUUGUUUUCCACAACACCAGCUUCUGCAUCGUCAACUGCCACCUGGCGGCUCACGCUGAAGACUUUGAGCGCCGCAAUCAGGACUACAGAGACAUCUGUGCCCGAAUGACCUUUCACCUCCUGGACUACCCGCCGCUGAGCAUCGUCAAACACGAUGUGGUGAUCUGGCUUGGAGACCUGAACUACCGCCUCUUCCUGUACGAAGCAGCAGAAGUCAAACGUCUCAUUGCUGAGAACGCGCUAAAGAAGCUGCAGGAGAACGACCAGCUGAACAUUCAGAGGCAAACCAAAAAAGCCUUCGUCGACUUCAUAGAGGGAGAUAUCAACUUCGUUCCCACAUACAAGUACGACACCAAAACGGAUCGAUGGGACUCCAGCGGGAAGUGCAGAAUCCCCGCCUGGUGCGAUAGGAUUCUGUGGCGGGGCAGCAACGUCCAGCAGCUCAAAUACCGAAGCCACAUGGAGAUGAAAACCAGCGACCACAAGCCGGUCAGCUCGCUCUUCAAAAUCGGGGUGAAAGUCGUGGAUGAGCAGCGCCAGAAAAGAGUGUUUGAAGACAUCGUUCGCGCCAUGGACCGAAUGGAGAACGACUGCCUUCCUUCUGUGUCUCUCAGCAGGAUAGAUUUUACGUUUAAGGACGUUAAGUUCAGGCAGCUGCAGAAGGAGCGCUUCCUGAUCAAAAACGACGGCCAGGUACCGUGUCACUUUGCCUUCAUCCCCAAACCAAACGACCCAAACUAUUGCAAGCCGUGGCUGCGGGCCGAACCCAGCGACGGAUUCUUAGAGCCAAGUGAGACCCUGGAAAUCUACCUGGAGGUUUAUGUAAGUAAAGACUCAGUUACCCUGCUAAACUCUGGACAGGACUCGAUUUAUGAUAUCCUGGUGCUCCAUUUGGACCGCGGCAAAGACUACUUCAUCACCAUCUCUGGGAACUACCUGUCCAGCUGCUUCGGCACAUCACUGGAGACUCUGUGCCGCAUCAGGAAGCCGGUCAGAGAGGUCGCCAACCUCAUCGACCUGGGAGAGGACAGCGGGACAGAAAAGGAAAAGUCUAUGGUGAAUUUGAUGUUUGCGGAUGGAGGAAGUUCUGACGACGUCCCUCUGAAAAUCCCCAAAGAGGUUUGGAUCCUGGUCAACCACCUCUUCACCAAGUCCUGCGAUCAGGAGGAUUUAUUCCAGACUCCAGGCCUGCAGGAGGAGCUCCAGAGCAUCAUUGACUGCCUGGACACCAGCAUCCCAGAGUCGCUACCUGGUUGUAACCACUCCGUAGCCGAAGCUCUGCUGAUCUUCCUGGAGGCCUUGCCGGAACCGGUGGUUUGCUACGAACUCUACCAACGGUGCCUUGACAGCUCCCACGACAGCCGUCUCUGCAAGCAGCUGGUCUCCCAGCUCUCCCGGCCGCAUCGGAACGUGUUUCGAUACCUGAUGUCUUUCCUGAAGGAACUGCUGAAGCACUCGAACAACAACAACCUAACAGCAAACCUCAUCGCUACACUCUUCGCCAGCCUCCUCAUCCGACCGCCGCCCAACAUGGUCAGCAGGCAGUCGGGUCAGGACCGACAGAAAGCCAUCAACUUCAUCCUGGGGUUCCUCAUGUCUGCAGACGACGACUAACCAACGACGGACCGACCCGCCGGGUCGCCGACCCGCUUUCUGUUUCACCGAACCGCUCACCAACUCGGCCGUCACUUCGUCACUUUGACCUCAGCAGGCGUCGCAUUUUCAAUGUGGGAAGAGUUUGAACUGUCGCACUUUUUAACGACUUAAAGGACGGAGACCGGACCUCGCUGUCGGCUGACUCUUUACGGGAAGACACUCAUGCCAAAAAACAGUGAGCGGAAAAACUGUGGAAACACUAUCCAGAGAGACCCACGCUAAACGCGGAAGUGCUAUUUCCAGGAGUGGCAGUAAAUAAUACUGUUGAUCAUUUAGUCUGAAAUGUAGGGGAGAAGAUUAGGGCCACCACUAAAAAGGUAAAAUUCAAAUUAUUAACUCAGAAUUUUGACUUUUCUUUUUUUUAAUCCUGACUUUCUUUCAGAAAUUUUUUCAGGAUUCAUUUUAUUUUUUUCUCUCAGAAUUCUGAUUUUUUCUUCAUAGAAUUCUGACUUUAAUGUCUGAAUUCUUUUUUCUGAGAAUUAUUUUCAGAAUUAUUUUGACUUUUUUUCCUCAGAAUUCUGACUUUAAACUCAGAAUUAUAAUUUGGUCAGUUUAUGUCAAUAUCCACAUAAAUUAAGUCAAUUAUUUUGUUAGGAUAUAAAAAUGAUCACAUAACUUUUUCUUCCUAUAUUAUAAGUUGUUAUAAGUUUUGUAAACCUUCAUUCUCUGAAAUACUGCCUCAAAAUUAUUUGGUAGAUUUGCAUUUUAUAAUUAGAUUUGCCUAGUGGUGCAUUUAUUCAAUUCUGAUUCUGAGAAAAAAGGCAGAUUUUUUUUUUUAAUGGCCCUAAUCUUCUUCCGUAGUAAUGGGAUAAGUAUAGUAUUUAGUUACUGCGAAUGUUUAUGCUUAAGUAACGACAAUCAUUUGUUGCUGCAUUUUAGCUGAGGAGACAAUAGAAUUUAUUAGCUAACACAUCAGUUGGUUGUAUUUUAACUGUUAUUUAUAUUUUUUUUUCUCCUGCAUUUGCAACGUUUGUGUUUUUUUUUCUUUUUACUGCAGUUUGGUAUACUUUUGCAGUUUGGUAUACUUUUGUACCAGUACUAUGAACAACAACCUGAUUGAAGUUGGCCGCAGACAUUCUUCAAAUUGGUGUCGAACGUUUGUGCAAAACAUUUUGUGCUGCUAUAAUUUUGAAGAUAUUAAUAUGUUUCCAGAGGUCGUCAAAGGUCAAACAGCCAGUCUACAUUUACAAAAACAAACAAAAUAUGGCAUCAAUCAACUUUGCUACUUUUGUGCAGCAAUUUUUUUUGUGCCGUUAAAUUUUUUUUUCUACAGAUCAGACAUUAAUAAAACCAAACAAAGAUUAUGUAAUUUUUUUUUGUAUAUGUGUCGCUAAACAUUUUUAAGCACAGUUGAUUUACACACAAUUUGCUGUUUUGUAAACGGAGGUUGACCUUUCGAAAAAUUUAUUGCUAUCUUUAAAAUUAUAGCGGCACAAACAAAGAUUUUUUUCUGCACCAAGGCUUGACAGCAAUUUAAUUUAAUUUCAACUUCACUCAGGUCGACGAACACCGUAUUUUUGUCAUGUUUUUCCCUCCGUACAUUCAGUUCUGUCAGCCUUACAGAACAAACUUAUCACACUAAACCUCCUGGCCGAGUGUAGAGCCGCCCUCCGAGGGUUUUGACGUCUUGAUGUAAAUAUGAACGUUUUGUGUUUCAUGACUGUCCGGUGGUGAGAUUCUGUGACGUUGUCUCCUGUCAGCCAUUACAGUGGUACCGUUUAUAUCUGUGUUUGUUUACAUGUCCUCCCACAUGUCUCAUAUCGCAGCUGUAUCGAGUGUUUGCUGAGUAAAAGCUCCUUUAAGUGCUGAAGUGUUUUCUGGGAGCAGAUGUACCAAGAUUGAAGCCCUCAUUUAUCUACGGUUUUGUACUCCGAACCCAGCUGUGCCACUGAAGAUGCUAUUUUUUCGAUUCCAACUCUUGCAAAACAUGUGGUUGUAGAAAUAAGGAACUUUUCCCCCCCCUCAGUCUGUUGAAUGUUUCCUCUUUAAUGGUUUCUCUCGACAAACGUCAGCUUUAGUUUUCACAAUCAUGACACUGAUUUCCUCCGAUCAGCAUCUUGAGUAACUGAUGUCUGGAAAACCCAAAUACAGAAAAGCGGUAAAUAUUAAGCUACAGAGACGAUAAGAACACCACAUAUCUUUAGGAUGAAAACCAUAAAUCAAACAUUGAUGUGAGUUUUGCCAAAUGGUUGCUUUUGCUUGGGGAAACUGUUUACCUUUUCAGUAGAAAGACAAACUGUCAUCAUUAGCAAGAAACGUGAUUGAACAGUUUUAAAGUUUGGAUUUAAAACGUCAUCUGACAUCUUUUUUUGUUUCAUAAAUUUAAGGUACAUUUACAGCGACUUUAAUGUUUUUGGGUACUUUUUAAUUUAUUUAAGAUGAAUAAAACUAGAUGAAAUGCCAUUGUCAUGUUUUCAACUUAUUUUUGUUGUAACCCAGCCUGGUAAAAAAUAAAUAAAAAAUACAACCAGCC